UUUGUUAUAAUUUGUCAAGUAGUUGAAAUAUGUCAUACAGUGUUGUUAGAAAGCCCUCAUAUUUUGAUCAUGAUGUUGUAUGGGUUGCGUUAUAGUUGUAUUUCCUCCCUUGUUGAGCUAAUCGGAUGUUUGUGUUUUUUUACGUAAUGUCCUUGAACGCACCUCGUGUGUGACGUAGCUUUUCUCCAUGUUGCAGCACAGUUGUUAGCUAGUUCUCUCCUGUGCACAUGUCUGAACUGGAUGCAUGUUGCAUUUUUUUCUUCCUUAACCUGCUGUGUGUAAAUGAUGAAGCCGUGCAGUGUCCAGGCAGUACCAGAAGGAGACGCUCUGCUGAACUGUUGAAGCGUAAAGCUCAGCUGGAGAGCCACUACAAGGAGAAGCUGCAGCAUCGCUGCUGUAAAGACGGCCUCAGGGAGAUCCCGAUGCCGUAUUCCUGCACGCGACGUUCCCUCUACAUCACUGAGGGCUGGGAAUGCAUCCGAGCUUUCCGACACUGCUGCGCCACUUACAGGGACCAGGUGUUUGACACAGAGAUUCCCACCACCCCACCAACCACAACUGCAGCUCCCACCACCUCCUCUCAACCCUGGACUGUCAGUCAUACUUCCAGACGAGAGAAAAUAACUCUCCCGAUAUAA
This is a messenger RNA of Amphiprion ocellaris (clown anemonefish), 638 nucleotides long. RefSeq names its product complement C3-like. Bases 228 to 638 code for a protein of 136 amino acids. Gene Ontology annotation, cellular component: extracellular region. NCBI's taxonomy places the organism in Eukaryota, Metazoa, Chordata, Actinopteri, Pomacentridae. The record is from RefSeq and is a predicted model, not a curated record. The transcript has 3 exons.